Messenger RNA from Rhodamnia argentea, 837 nucleotides. Its product is annotated as protein NLP1-like. Lineage: Eukaryota; Viridiplantae; Streptophyta; Magnoliopsida; Myrtales; Myrtaceae. The record is from RefSeq and is a predicted model, not a curated record. Gene Ontology annotation, molecular function: DNA-binding transcription factor activity. The coding region runs from base 1 to 837 and encodes 278 amino acids. The transcript has 4 exons.
AUGGCCAGUCAUCGCCGCCGCCAGGUGGUGAAGCUCGAGCCGCCGCGCUCGGAAUACGACUUCAUCGCAGAAGAUGAAGACCCUUUGUUCUUCUCGAACGAUCACUUGCCUUCGCUUGGAAUCUGUGAAAGUGGAAGAGGGCAUAUUUCUUCGGUCGAGUGGCAGUAUUAUUUGUCGAUUCAUGGGUCUUUUCCGAUGUCGGCGACGUCGUUUCCAGACGAUACUUGGUACUCCACUUUAGACAUUGUUGAGCACAGGAAUGCUAGUGUCGCCGAAGACAAUGUUGUUAGCUUCGGCGAUGCGAACCGGUUAUUAGAAGAAUUUAAGGAAAUGAACGGUUGCUUCGAGACAGGAAUAAAGGCAGCGGUGGGUACCGAUGGAGAUCUAGCAAGCUUGCUUGAUAAUAUGAUUGUGGGUAAUGGAACGUCAGGGUUAAGUGCGGAACGGGAAGGUGAAGCAACAGAAACUAGGACCAGCAUCAAAAUGCUGUCUCGCGAAGACAUCUCCAAGUACUUCUACAUGCCGAUCACGCAAGCAGCCAAGGAGCUCAACGUCGGGCUGACCCUCUUGAAGAAGAGGUGUCGGGAAGUUGGGAUCCGCCGGUGGCCCCACCGGAAGCUCGCGAGCCUCCAAACCCUAAUCAAGAACGUCCAGGAACUGGGGAGGGGCGAGGAUGAGAGGAGGCUGCGAGAGGCGAUAGAGUUGCUGGAGAGAGAGAGGAAGUUGAUGGAGGAAGCGCCGGAGCUGAAGCUGGAGGACAAGACCAAGAGGCUUAGGCAGGCGUGCUUCAAGGCCAACUACAAGAGGAGGAAGCUUGUCCCAAGAACAUCAUCCUGA